ACACAUUUCCAAGACAGUUUUAUAAAUCCUUACGAUCAAAUAAGUUGCAUCCAAAUGUUUCUAAUCUUUUGCGGCUUGCGAAAUCUCAUAAAGAAAAAUGCAAUGAUAUGAUAAAUAAACUAAUUGAACUUCAUACUCAGGCAUCAUGCGUAUUAUCGAAUCUCUCUUAUAUGUCAUAUUAAAUUCAUGAACUUUUGCAGUACAGUGGUUGCUAAAACAAAUUAUACUACCAAACAAAAGCUGAGUAAAUCUCUUAUGGAAGAUAAUGAUGGAAAUUCAUUUCAAUUUAACCCUGAUAAAUAUGUAUCACAUUUAUUAAAUGUUAGGCUUUCUGAAUUUGAGAAGGAAGCCCUAUCACUCGGAUUUAAUUUCUCCGUUGCACAUACCAAGAUUUCUGAUCUGUCGAUAGAUACUCAAUUUGAAAAUCUCUAUGAUCAGUUGAACCCUCUUGUCCCAACUACCCUAGAUAGGAAAAAUUGGUUGACGUUGCCUACCACUUUCACAGUUCUCAAAUCAGACAAAGGAGUAUUUUAACUU
Molecule: messenger RNA, 537 nt
Organism: Schistosoma bovis
Lineage: Eukaryota; Metazoa; Platyhelminthes; Trematoda; Strigeidida; Schistosomatidae
Source: the annotation of a GenBank genome assembly